Orcinus orca (killer whale) is the source of this 5408-nucleotide messenger RNA. It is a transcript of the gene GRIN2B, whose product is annotated as glutamate ionotropic receptor NMDA type subunit 2B. The record is from RefSeq and is a predicted model, not a curated record. Lineage: Eukaryota; Metazoa; Chordata; Mammalia; Artiodactyla; Delphinidae. Gene Ontology annotation, molecular function: NMDA glutamate receptor activity; transmitter-gated monoatomic ion channel activity involved in regulation of postsynaptic membrane potential. The transcript has 13 exons. Gene Ontology annotation, cellular component: NMDA selective glutamate receptor complex; postsynaptic membrane; postsynaptic density membrane. Gene Ontology annotation, biological process: synaptic transmission, glutamatergic; monoatomic ion transport; excitatory postsynaptic potential. The coding region runs from base 1 to 3693 and encodes 1230 amino acids.
AUGUCUAUAUUUUUCCUUUAUCACUUCCUGGAGGAGCAGUUGACGGUUUCCUACUCAACAGUUGCUUUGCACUAUCCCCUGCCACCCCCAAAUUCUUCCUUCCCCAUGAAAGUCACCAUCUCUAAAGGCCAGAAUCCUCCUCUGGCCCAGCCUUUGAGAGAUGGGGAUAACCAAUGUGAAGAAAGGUAUCUGAUCAAUGUGACUUUUGAAGGGAGAAAUCUGUCCUUCAGUGAAGACGGCUACCAGAUGCACCCGAAACUGGUGAUCAUACUUCUGAACAAGGAGAGGAAGUGGGAGAGGGUGGGCAAGUGGAAAGACAAGUCUCUGCAGAUGAAGUACUACGUGUGGCCCCGAAUGUGUCCUGAGACAGAAGAGCAGGAAGAUGACCAUCUGAGCAUCGUAACGCUGGAGGAGGCCCCGUUCGUCAUUGUGGAAAGCGUGGACCCCCUGAGUGGAACUUGCAUGAGGAACACGGUGCCCUGUCAGAAGCGCAUCAUCUCUGAAAAUAAAACAGACGAGGAGCCAGGUUACAUCAAAAAAUGCUGCAAGGGCUUCUGUAUUGACAUCCUUAAGAAAAUUUCUAAAUCUGUGAAGUUCACCUAUGAUCUUUAUCUGGUGACCAAUGGCAAGCAUGGGAAGAAAAUCAAUGGAACCUGGAAUGGUAUGAUUGGAGAGGUGGUCAUGAAGAGGGCCUACAUGGCAGUGGGGUCGCUGACCAUCAACGAGGAGCGAUCGGAGGUGGUCGACUUCUCCGUGCCCUUCAUAGAGACUGGCAUCAGUGUCAUGGUGUCACGCAGCAAUGGGACCGUCUCACCUUCUGCCUUCUUAGAGCCCUUCAGCGCCGACGUGUGGGUCAUGAUGUUCGUGAUGUUACUCAUCGUCUCCGCCGUGGCCGUCUUCGUCUUCGAGUACUUUAGCCCUGUGGGUUACAACAGGUGCCUCGCCGAUGGCAGAGAGCCGGGUGGCCCAUCUUUCACCAUCGGCAAAGCUAUUUGGUUACUGUGGGGUCUGGUGUUUAACAACUCCGUUCCGGUGCAGAACCCAAAGGGGACCACCUCCAAGAUCAUGGUGUCGGUGUGGGCCUUCUUUGCUGUCAUCUUCCUGGCCAGCUACACUGCCAACUUAGCUGCCUUCAUGAUCCAAGAGGAGUAUGUGGACCAGGUUUCCGGCCUGAGUGACAAAAAGUUCCAGAGACCUAAUGACUUCUCACCCCCUUUCCGCUUUGGCACUGUGCCCAACGGCAGCACGGAGAGGAACAUUCGCAACAACUAUGCGGAAAUGCACGCCUACAUGGGGAAGUUCAACCAGAGGGGCGUGGACGAUGCACUGCUCUCCCUGAAAACAGGGAAACUGGAUGCCUUCAUCUACGAUGCAGCAGUGCUGAACUACAUGGCAGGCAGAGACGAAGGCUGCAAGCUGGUGACCAUUGGCAGCGGGAAGGUCUUUGCUUCCACUGGUUAUGGCAUUGCCAUCCAAAAGGAUUCUGGAUGGAAGCGCCAGGUGGACCUUGCUAUCCUGCAGCUCUUCGGAGAUGGGGAGAUGGAGGAGCUGGAAGCUCUGUGGCUCACGGGCAUCUGCCACAAUGAGAAGAACGAGGUCAUGAGCAGCCAGCUGGACAUUGACAACAUGGCGGGCGUCUUCUACAUGCUGGGGGCCGCCAUGGCUCUCAGCCUCAUCACCUUCAUUUGCGAACACCUCUUCUAUUGGCAGUUCAGGCACUGCUUUAUGGGUGUGUGUUCUGGCAAGCCUGGCAUGGUCUUCUCCAUCAGCAGAGGUAUCUACAGCUGCAUCCACGGGGUGGCCAUCGAGGAGCGCCAAUCCGUGAUGAAUUCCCCCACCGCAACCAUGAACAACACACACUCCAACAUCCUGCGUCUUCUCCGCACGGCCAAGAACAUGGCCAACCUGUCCGGCGUGAACGGCUCCCCACAGAGCGCCCUGGACUUCAUCCGCCGCGAGUCGUCCGUCUACGACAUCUCCGAGCACCGCCGCAGCUUCACGCACUCUGACUGCAAAUCCUACAACAACCCGCCCUGCGAGGAGAACCUCUUCAGCGACUACAUCAGCGAGGUGGAGAGGACUUUCGGCAACCUGCAGCUGAAGGACAGCAACGCGUACCAGGACCCCCACCACCGGCCGCACAGCAUCGGCAGCACCAGCUCCAUCGACGGGCUCUAUGACUGCGACAACCCGCCCUUCACCACGCAGCCCAGGUCCCUCGGCAAGAAGCCCCUGGACAUCGGCCUCCCCUCCUCCAAGCACAGCCAGCUCAGCGACCUGUACGGCAAGUUCUCGUUCAAGAGCGACCGCUACGGCGGCCACGACGACCUGAUCCGCUCCGACGUGUCGGACAUCUCCACGCAUACAGUCACCUACGGCAACAUCGAGGGCAACGCGGCCAAGAGGCGGAAGCAGCAGUACAAGGACAGCCUGAAGAAGCGGCCGGCCUCGGCCAAGUCCCGCCGCGAGUUCGACGAGAUCGAGCUGGCCUACCGCCGCCGGCCGCCCCGCUCCCCCGACCACAAGCGCUACUUCAGGGACAAGGAGGGGCUGCGGGACUUCUACCUGGACCAGUUCCGCACCAAGGAGACCUCGCCGCACUGGGAGCACGUGGACCUGACCGACAUCUACAAGGAGCGCGGCGAGGACUUCAAGCGCGACUCGGUGGGCGGAGGAGGGCCCUGCACCAACCGGUCGCACCUCAAGCACGGGCCGGCUGACAAGCACGGCGGAGUCGGUGGGGUCCCGGCCCCCUGGGAGAAGAACCUGACCAGCGUGGACUGGGAGGAACGCUCCGGGGGCAACUUCUGCCGCAGCUGCCCGUCCAAGCUGCACAACUACUCGAGCGCGGUGCCCGGGCAGAACUCGGGCCGGCAGGCGUGCAUCCGCUGCGAGGCGUGCAAGAAGGCCGGCAAGCUGUACGACAUCAGCGAGGACAGCUCCCUGCAGGAGCUGGAGCAGCCGGCCGCCCCGGUGGCCGUGCCGUCCAGCGCGCCCGCCGCCAAGUACCCCCAGAGCCCGACCAACUCCAAGGCGCAGAAGAAGACCCGGAACAAGCUGCGGCGCCAGCACUCCUACGACACCUUCGUGGACCUGCAGAAGGAGGAGGCCGCCCUGGCCCCGCGCAGCGUGAGCCUGAAAGACAAGGGCCGCUUCCUGGACGGCAGUCCCUACGCGCACAUGUUUGAGAUGCCGGCGGGCGAGAGCGCUUUCGGCAACGGCAAGGCGGCGGCGCCGGCCGCGGGACAUCACCACCACGGCAACCAUGGCAACCCCGGCGGCGGCGGCGGCGGCGGCAGCGGCGGCAGCGGCAGCGGCGGCGGCGGCGGCGGCGGCGGCGGCAGCAGCUACAUGCUCAGCAAGUCGCUCUACCCUGACCGGGUCACGCAGAACCCUUUCAUCCCCACUUUCGGGGACGACCAGUGCUUGCUCCACGGCAGCAAAUCCUACUUCUUCAGGCAGCCCACGGUGGCAGGGGUGCCGAAGGCCAGGCCGGACUUCCGUGCCCUUGUCACCAACAAGCCGGUGGUGUCGGCCCUGCACGGGGCUGUACCAGGCCGUUUCCAGAAAGACAUCUGUAUAGGGAACCAGUCCAACCCCUGUGUGCCUAACAACAAAAACCCCAGGGCUUUCAAUGGCUCCAGCAAUGGGCAUGUGUAUGAGAAACUGUCUAGUAUUGAGUCUGAUGUCUGAGUGAGGGAAGAGAGAGGCGAAGGUGGGUACGGGAGGGUCGGGGCUGUGGACGUGUGGUGCGCAUGUCACAGAGGGUGACGGGGGUGAACUUGGUUCCCAUUUGCUCCUUUCUUGUCGUUUUCAUUUAUUUAUGGGAUCCUGGAGUUCUGAUUCCUUCUGAGGGCGACCCUGGUGACCAGAACCAUCUCUGCUCCCUUUCCAGUCCCCUCCUCCUUCCCGGUCUGUCCAUCCUUCCAGUUCCCAGUUCCCGCGAGAGGAUGCGGUGGGCUCGCUCAGCCGGCGAGGGCGGAGUGGUUGAAGGAAGUGGCCCCACACGAGCUUCCUCCUAGCGUGGAAGGACUCUUUGCCACGCACUUCGAGGGAAGCACGGAGAAGCGGGAGGAGGCCGCGGGAGCGCAGGAUAGCUCUCCCCGAACUGACCUUUACGUUUAGGGUCAAGAGCGGAGAAGAUAGCAAGACUUCACGUCAGCAGGAAGCAAAGAGGCUAGAGAGGCAUCCAGACAGAACUCUUACUAAGACGUAAAAUAGCAAAAAUACCCUUUCUUUCAUGCGAACGCAACUGGAAGACAACCAGGGCACUUACAGCCGUGUUUUCCCUCUUUCACUCAUCAUCUUACAUUCUCAUUCUCAGGUGAAGGGUCUCAAGGUGUUCUGUGUUCUAAGUCAGCUCCGAGCAGCUCACCCUCCAAACACCCGCACCCACGCACACACACGUUGUUAGAAUGAGAAGUUGAGAGAGCACAGAGCUUGCACGUGUGCGUGGUAUUUAACGUUUUCAAACCAGAGCCCAACCCGCCUCGUACAGUCAGCCCCGCUGCAUUUUAACGAUGGAGAAUAUAUCCUGCUGCACAUAACUGUGUACUUAGGAUCCCAGAAAAGAGAACAACCUUGUUACUGUGACUCCUCCUGCGACUCCUGGGCACUUUCAGUGAUCAGGGCAAGUACGUUGGUUGUGUCUCGGUAGCAGGCACGAGAAAUGGGGGUACAUAGACAUUUGAGGAGUCAUUCUUGAGCAUUCGUAGCUUAACUCCCAUGUCAAAUGGUCCUGAGCUACGGCAGUUUCUCAGCCUGACUCUUCUACCCGUGCUUGGAGAAGGAUAGAGUUUUCCAGGGUCACCAGCAUCCCACUUAGACCUCCGCCACAACCAUCCCUGUGAAUGGCUUCCUUUGGCAUGGAAAUACGGUCGUCUUUUAAUUUUAAAGAUGAAAAUGUUGAAGCAUGGCAAAAUUUGCUGAGCAGUCAGAACUGAGGUUGUACAGGAGAUUCUUGGCGGAACCAAAACUUGUCUGAAUUUCCAACUCUCGGCCUAGCUCAGAAAACAGUGCUGCCUGAAUUGUCCACCCCCGCUGUGUUCAGCAUCUAAUGGAUAAAAGUCAGGAAAGCCAGGCAGCUAGUUUAUGGUUUACCCAAAUCUUUCCCAUGAGAACCUGUCUUCUUCACAAAGCCAUACACACACACACACACACACACACACACACACACACACACACACAGAGUCCACAUUAGUCUACAGAGACCAGUCAAAGGGGUAAGAACAAAAAACUUAAAAACGAGAAAGGAAUAGAAGAGUUUCUAUAAUGAAGAAGAGUUGAAGGCUAAAUAACAAAAACGGUUUUGAAUUUUGUGGGGCGACACAUUGUGAAUAAUUUUUUAUCAUUAAAACAUUUGUAUGUAGCAUGUAACCCACUCAAAUAAAAAGCUCAAGGAAAACUGA